Messenger RNA from Thyridium curvatum, 1611 nucleotides. RefSeq lists its product as uncharacterized. The record is from RefSeq and is a predicted model, not a curated record. The transcript has 5 exons. NCBI's taxonomy places the organism in Eukaryota, Fungi, Ascomycota, Sordariomycetes, Thyridiales, Thyridiaceae. The coding region runs from base 1 to 1611 and encodes 536 amino acids. Gene Ontology annotation, molecular function: catalytic activity.
AUGUCCAUUGUUCGAGUCGAUACUGAGGCGCCGCAAGUGGCGGUACAAGAUGUCCAGGACAUCGCUGCUAAGAGUGGCCUCAAGCUGUCGGACCAGAUGGCAACAGACUACGUCACGCUUGUCAGCGGUCUCGAGGCUGUGAUUGCUAGCUUGCCGGACGAUAGCUGCGUCAUCCCCAUCCCGGAUCUUGCCAAGUAUCCGAGGAGUGAUAUUCACUUUCCCACAGACAACGAUCUCGGCGGAUGGGCUGCAAAGGUCACGGCGAAAUGCACAGUACCUACCAGCAAUCUCCUCGGCGGCCGAACCAUCGCACUCAAGGACAAUAUCGCGCUUGCUGGAGUGCCGUGCAUGAACGGAACAUCGAUGGUAGAAUGGACACCGAAAGUGGAUGCGACCGUUGCGACUCGCGUGAUGGAUGCUGGCGGCAUCAUUGUCGGCAAGGCUGCAUGCGAAAAUGCCUGCUUCGAAGGUCUAUCUGCGACUGCCAUCACCGGCAACGUCCACAAUCCAUGGGCGCAUGGGUACAGUGCCGGUGGUUCAAGCAGCGGCUCCGGCCGCCUUGUAGGGGCCGGUCUCGUAGAUAUGUCUAUCGGGUGCGACCAAGCCGGUAGUAUCCGUAUCCCCUCGGCUUCCUGUGGAAUCGUCGGACUCAAGCCAACAUGGGGAAUGGUCCCGUACACAGGCAUCAUCAACCUGGACGCGGCGCUUGAUCACGCGGGGCCGAUGACACGCACAGUGCGAGACUGUGCUUUACUUCUCGAAGCGAUUGCCGGACCAGACAGUUGGGAUGACAGGCAGGCUUUGUUGGAUCUAGAUGAUAGGAGACUGAAGUUUGUUGAGCGUGUCGACGGGAUCGUGUCGAAGCCACAAAGCGAAAUGCUGAGUGGUAUCAAGAUCGGAGUGCUGCAAGAAGGCUUCCAGAUUGAUGGCCAAGACGAGAACAUUGUCAAGUGUGUCCAGGCUGCUGUGGACAAGUUCAAAGCCCUCGGUGCGGAAGUCGCGCCAGUGUCGAUUCCCGAGCACAAACUAGCGCCACUUGUCUGGAUGAGCUCCAUUGGGCUCUCCUGUGGGCGGCAAGCAUUGCUGGGCGGGAUGGAAGGCAGAAAGCAGCUUUACAUGACUGAUCGGUUGGCGUUAAUUGGUUCCCGCCUUACCCAGCAACAGUUCGAUGCGCUUGGUCCUGGAGCGGCCAGCUUGUACCUAAACCACCUGUGGCUAUCGGAGAAGCACGGGCUGGUGCAUCAGGGGAAAUGUAUGAACUUACAAAAGUUCAUAAGCGACGCCUAUGAUAAGGCACUGAAGCAAUUCGACGUCUUGGUCAUGCCUACCCUGCCACAUCCGGCACCGAAGCUUCCAGAACAUCGCUACGAAGAGGGUCUGCUGAAGUUUACGAUGAGGACGACAGGCAUGAUUGCCAACACGUCUCCAUUUGACAAUUCCGGUCAUCCUGCCAUUUCAAUCCCAGUGGGCUUUGUUCCUGCCAGAGAAGAUGCCAAUGUCAGGCUCCCAGCUGGAAUGCAGCUGGUCGGCCGGAAAUACGAGGAUGUCGAUUGUCUGAAGGUGGCAGCUGCCUGGGAGAAAGCGUAUGAUUGGAAGAUAUUGCAAUCGUAA